Molecule: messenger RNA, 1885 nt
Organism: Erigeron canadensis
Lineage: Eukaryota; Viridiplantae; Streptophyta; Magnoliopsida; Asterales; Asteraceae
Product: methyltransferase FGSG_00040
Exons: 1
Coding region: 113-1702 (529 amino acids)
Molecular function (GO): protein binding
Source: RefSeq, a predicted model, not a curated record
UCUUAAAAUCAGAUAUUUAGUAAUAUAGCCGUUGCCCGUUAUAUUUCCUUUCCAUUUCAAAUUUACAUAUUUCCCCCAAAACACACACACAGUUUGAACCACCAUUGAAAACAUGAAAGAAACAGAACAACAAAUCACAGAAGAGGAAAAAAUGCAACAUCUUCGAUUCAAAGCCAAUCAAUUUUUUCUUAGAGAAGACUGGGAACAAUCAAUACAAACAUAUUCUCAAUAUAUAUCUCUAUGCCAAACCCACAUUUCAAAUCCCCAAAAUCAACCCGACCCGAAACUCCAAGAAUCUCUCUGUUUAGCCUUUUCAAAGCGGGCCGAAACAAGAUCGAAAAUCCGGGAUUUUGAUGAAGCCCUUAAAGAUUGUGAUGAAUCGUUGAAGAUUGAAAAUACCCAUUUCAAAACCCUAAUGUGUAAAGGUAAGAUCUUGCUGAAUCUUGAUAGAUAUAGUAUGGCUUUAAAUUGUUUCAAGAUUGCGAAUCUUGAUCACCCCAUUAAUAAAGAUUCUAAAAUCUUAAAUGGGUAUUUGGAAAAUUGUAAAAAGCUUGAAUCUUUAUCAAGAUCUGGUGCAUUUGAUUUUACUAGUUGGAUUACAAAUGGGUUUAAAGGUAAGCUUCCUGAGUUAGCAGAGUACAUUGGGGCUAUUGAAAUCAAAAAAUCUGAAAUUAGUGGUAGAGGAUUGGUUGCAACUAAGAAUAUUGAUGUUGGUUCUUUGUUGUUGGUCACUAAAGCUAUUGCAACCGAAAGAGGGAUAUUGUCGAAAAAUGAAGAUUUGGAUCACAAUGCUCAAAUGGUAAUGUGGAAGAAUUUUAUAGAUAAAGUUGUUAAAUCAAGUUCAAGUUGCAAAAGAACACAAUAUAUGAUCUCAAAGUUAUCUGUUGGUGAAAAUGAGGAAGCUCUUGAGGUUCCUGAUAUCGGUAUUUUUAGGCCUGAAUCAGAGCAAGAUUGUAGGUUAUUGAAUGAAAAGAUGGAUAUGGAUUUUUUGUUGAGUAUAUUGGAUGUGAAUUCGCUUGUUGAAGAGACAUUUUCAAGUAAAUUUUUGGGGAAAAAUGGCGAUUAUCAUGGAGUUGGGCUAUGGGUUUUAGCUUCUUUUAUUAAUCAUUCAUGUAAUCCUAAUGCCAGGAGAUUUCACAUUGGAGAUCAUGUAAUUGUUCAUGCUUCUAGAGAUAUAAAAGAAGGUGAAGAGAUCACUUUUGGCUAUUUUGAUGUGUUUUCACCAUUAAAAGCCCGAAAACAAAUGGCAAACAAUUGGGGGUUUGAUUGUCAUUGCAAGAGGUGCAAAUUUGAGAACGAAAUUUGGUUAAAACACGAGAUGGGAGAAAUUGAAAUUGGGCAUGAAAAUGGGGCAGAUGUCGGAACAACGAUUUAUAAGUUAGAGGAGUGUAUGAGGAAAUGGAUGGUGAGAGGUAAAAUGAAAGGUUACUUGAGGGCUUCAUUUUGGAAGGUUUAUUCGGAACUUUUUGUAUCGGAGAAGUUAUUGAGGAAGUGGGGGAGGAAAAUUCCGACAAUAGAGAUGGUCGUGGAGAGUAUCGUGGAGGCGGUUGGGGGCGAUGAGCGUGUUUUAAGGGUGGUCAUUGAAGGGAUGAAGAGGAAUGGUGGUGGUGGAGUGGUGGAAAUGGAGAAGGUAAUGAAGUUAGGGAGAGGAGUUUAUGGGAAAGUAAUGAAGAAACAAGCAAUGAGAAGUCUACUUAGUUGAUCAAAAUUGGGCUUAAUCUGAUACAUUUGAUGUUCUUGUUCCUUUAGUAUUUUUUUUAGAGUAAAUUCUCUUUGCAAUUCUUAGGUAAAUCACUAAAUCUAGAGUUCUAACUUGAGAUAUUCAAUUUGUUCUUCAUGUUUGAUUCCAAAUUAUGUUGGAAUACAAAAACGAUUUUUUUUUAUA